Cokeromyces recurvatus is the source of this 1619-nucleotide messenger RNA. Its product is annotated as X-domain of DnaJ-containing-domain-containing protein. The record is from RefSeq and is a predicted model, not a curated record. Bases 50 to 1378 code for a protein of 442 amino acids. NCBI's taxonomy places the organism in Eukaryota, Fungi, Mucoromycota, Mucoromycetes, Mucorales, Mucoraceae. The transcript is spliced from 5 exons.
UUUUUUUCUUUUUCUUUUUCCUGUAAACAAACAAAAUCGAUUAUACCAAAUGUAUUCCUCUCGAAAACCAGAACCAUACAUCAAAACCAUUUGUAAAGAAUGUAAUAAUCCACUAGAGUUUUUACCUGCUUCUGGUUUAAAAAAUGAGAAUGUCGAAGUUCAAUGUUGGUCAUGUCAGGCCAUUUGCACUUAUGAAAUUGAUGCCACAGGCACCAAAAUUAAAACAAAUACCGCAAAAUCUACCUCUAAAUGGUCUAGAAAGCGUGGAACAGAUGAGAAUCCUGUAUCAACCGAAUAUUAUGAUAUCCUUGGUAUCUCACCUUCUGCAACUCAAAACGAUAUAAAGAAAGCUUAUAGAAAAUUGGCUAUUAAAUACCAUCCCGAUAAAAAUCUUGAUAACCCAAAUGCAGAGGAAAAGUUUAAAAAAAUAUCUGAAGCAUACCAGGUUUUAUCAGAUCCAGCAUUAAGAAAAAGAUAUAAUGAAUUUGGAGAAGAAAAUGGUAUAAGGCCUGAUGGAGGAUUUGUUGAUCCUGAGGAAUUCUUUAAACAAUCAUUCGGGGGUGAUCGCUUCGUAGAUAUAAUUGGCGAAAUAUCGAUUGGAAAAGAUAUGAGAGAAGCAUUGGAAGCUUAUGAAAAAGAGCAAGAGGAAGAAGGUAUAGAUCCAAAAUCACUAACACCUGAGCAGAAAAUAGAGCGUGAGGAAAGGAAACGUAAUUUAGAAAAGGCUCGUGCUGAAGCAAGAGAAAAAAGAGUGGCGACAUUAGCGACAAAACUAAUUAAUAAACUUAGUCUUUAUACUGAACUGAAUGAUAUAUCGGAGGAAGCUCGUACAGCUGCAUUUACAAAUAUUAUUCAAAUUGAAACAGAAGAUUUAAAACAUGAAAGCCAUGGCAUUGAGCUAUUACAUGCUAUUGGCUAUACUUAUACAACAAAGGCAAAUCAGUAUAUAAAUAAAGGGUUUGCAUUUGGUUUAGGAGGAAUGUUUCAUUCUAUGAAGGAAAAAGGUUAUAUAUUUAGUGAAACUGUGGGUACGCUAAGAUCUGCUCUUGAUCUUCAAUCAAGUUAUUCUGAAUUACAAAAAGCAGAGGAGAAAGGAACUUUGGCAGAGGAAGAGCGUAUUAAGCUAGAAACUGAAGCAGCAACAAAGGGCUUACAAGCUAUUUGGCGAGGUUCAAAAUUAGAGGUAGAAAGUGUAUUAAGAGAAGUAUGUGAUCAAGUGUUAUCUGAUCCUUCUGUUCCUAAGCAUACAUUGAAAAGCAGAGCAGUGGGUUUAAAGAUUAUUGGUAAUAUUUAUAUGAAAGUGAAAUCCGAUGUUACUCCACCAGAUGUGCCGAUUCCAGAUCCUUCUCCUAGUUCAUCUAAAUCAGUAUACAACUAAAAUACAAUACUAAUGAUAUGUGGUAGGAUGGUGAUAAGAUUAGGAGAGCAAGUCAUCACUAUGUAAUUAUAUAAAGAUUGAUGCUUUGUGGAUCCUGAUAUUAGUAGUAGAUAGUGAACUUGGUUUCUUGUCCCCCUUUUGGGAUACGACAAGGAAUAUGAUAAUUAUUAUUUUUAUUUCAAAAAUAAAAAAAAAAUCAGGCCUUUUUAAUCCCCAAUUAAUCAUAAUCAAAGAUUUUUAC